GGACCGCACAUACCUCUGUCAUGUCUCAGAGGCAAAAAUCCAGAGCGGCAAAAGCGGACAGAGUGUCCUUUUUCCUCGCUAGAGCCUCCACGGAAAGCCUUCAUACCUCCCAAGAUUGCGGUGAGCCUCACUAGUGUGAGACAUCUCCCUCUGCGCCGGCCUCACCAAACUGCUGCACUGAGGAGGGACCCCUAACCACCUCCAACAUGAGAGCAAUGAUGGCAGAGCUAUCUACCACAAUCCAGGCUACCAUCACCACCCAGCUAAAAUCUCUGGUGACAGAUCUGCACAGGGAAAUACAGGAACUGGGUCAAAGGAAAGCCCAUGUGGAGAGUAAGAUGGACGAAUAUGCAAUAGUUCAUAACAGUCUAGCAGAUAAAUUACAAGAACUGGAUGGGGUCCUGGAAGCACAACAAAUUAAACUUGCUUACCUAGAGGAGAGCUCCAGGAAAAAUAACCUCCGUAUACGGGGAACACCAGAGGAGGUAACCACUGCGCAUCUACCCAACUAUCUAAUGGAUCUUUUUCAGGCACUCACCCCAGAAAUCCACCCAGACCAGCUUAUUGUGGAUAGGGCGCACCGACUUGCAUUCACUUCGCAUCCAUGUGAAGGAACGCAUAACAAAGGCCUGCAGAAAUGGGGACCUCCCAGAGGAUCUGUUCACCCGAUCACAACUACUGAGGAGGGCUUGCAGAAACUGGGUGAAUGA
Molecule: messenger RNA, 710 nt
Organism: Pelobates cultripes (western spadefoot toad)
Lineage: Eukaryota; Metazoa; Chordata; Amphibia; Anura; Pelobatidae
Source: the annotation of a GenBank genome assembly